UGGACGACAUGUCGUCCCUCCAAAGUGUGUACUGCUGUUCUCAUCUGCAGGUGGACAACAAUAUAUUCUAGCGAGGGGGCUUUUUCUCCUUGAUAGCCAUCGGGUUCGCAGAGAGUGACUGACAACCUUGUAAGUGAAAAAAAUGGUGAACUACAUGCUGAUGAUCCUUGCCGACCUAGAGAAUCUCACAAACCUCGAGCCAGAAGGUGGCUGCGAUAACCCCAAUUUCUCCUACUUCUUCAAGGUGAAGUGCGGGAGGUGCGGUGAGAUGAGCCAGAAAGAAACCUGUGUGACCUUGAAUGAAGUUGUUCCUCUUUCUAAGGGCAAGGGAACCACUAAUCUAGUUCAGAAAUGCAAGUUCUGUGGGAGGGAGGGCACUGUGACAAUGAUAUCAGGGCGAGGUAAACUGCUGAACCAGGAAGAUAGUGAGUCGGGAAAGUACUGCCCCAUGAUGUUAUUUGACUGCAGGGGUUAUGAGCCUGUGGAUUUCAUCUUUGGUGGUGGAUGGAAAGUUGAAUCUAUCUCUGGGACCAAAUAUGAAGCUGUUGACUUGUCAGGAGGGGACUUUACCGAGUAUGAUGAGAAGGGAGAAUGUCCAGUUAUGAUAUCCAACCUCCAGUCAAGUUUGAUGUAGUGAAGUAAAAGAGUACUCUCCUGGGGGGUGCACAUGUCUUGAUAUAUGCUGUUGUUUGUGAAUGAGGUAGAAACAUUUUACCCGAUUCUACAUCUGUGAGUGACUUGACGUCAUAUGUUUAGUUCUAUGUUCAUAAAAUGUUGAAGUAACAUCUGUCAACUAAUGCAUGGUUUCUUUUUAUUUUGAGGAAUGGUUGACUUUUGAUCUGA
Molecule: messenger RNA, 843 nt
Organism: Mangifera indica (mango)
Lineage: Eukaryota; Viridiplantae; Streptophyta; Magnoliopsida; Sapindales; Anacardiaceae
Product: CXXC motif containing zinc binding protein
Exons: 4
Coding region: 143-634 (163 amino acids)
Molecular function (GO): zinc ion binding
Source: RefSeq, a predicted model, not a curated record